Hydra vulgaris (swiftwater hydra) is the source of this 2623-nucleotide messenger RNA. NCBI's taxonomy places the organism in Eukaryota, Metazoa, Cnidaria, Hydrozoa, Anthoathecata, Hydridae. The record is from RefSeq and is a predicted model, not a curated record.
AGAAGAUCACUACAAUCAAAGACUACUUUAUUUAAUACCAGUGACUGAGUGGGGAUCGAACUCCGAACUUUUGAAUUUAUGAAGCGAGUUCUCUACCACCGCAUCACUACCGCAUUAACGCAAUUAUAUUAACAACGUUAAACAAGUUUCCUAAUAAUAUUAGUAAACUUAUUUUUUUAUCAAUUUAAUAUUUUAUUAUUUGUAUUUCAUCGCUAAUUUUAUCAACAUAAGAAGAAGAAGAAAUGCCCAAUAUAAACUCUUUGGUUAUUGAUGAGUAUUUAACAGAUGAGCAAGCAGUUUCUAUAAAUUUGAAAAAUCAUAAUGCUUCUGCAAAAUCAUCAGAAGCACACAAAGUCAAUCAUAUAAGCAAUGUAAUUAACUUAUUAGAACAAGACUUGACCGUACCUUAUAUUGCUAGAUACCGAAAACAUGAAACUGGAUGUAUGGAGGCAGAAAACAUAAGAAGAGUUCAAGAAAUUUAUGAGAAAUACAAAAAUCUUGAAAUUGAAGCUGAAAAAGUGAUUAAAAAAAUCAAAAAUGAAGCAACUGAAGAUAUAAUUUUAAGUAUAAAAGCUGCAAAAUCUAUAGAAGAAAUUAAAGAAUUGUAUGCUCCCUUUAAAAAGAAACGAAAAGGUACUCUAGCUGAAAGAGCACAGAGUUUAGGUUUGAAUACUGCUGCAGUAGAAAUUUUCAGAAAUCCUGAAAAAACAAUCUGUUUUAAGAACUAUCUAGAUUAUUCAAAUGAGUUGACAUCAGAAACACAAGUAAAGACUGGAGUUAUGCACAUUCUUGCUCACCAGAUCUCAGUAAAUGUUAUAGUAAAGACGAUACUAGACAGAGAAAUAGGGUAUUCUAGCAUUUCCAUUACCACAAAGGCAUCAACAAAAGGUAUAGAAAAUGACAAAAAAAAACUUUAUGAAAACUACUACAAGUUCAGCAGCUUGCUCUCACAGAUUUAUUCUCAUCAAGUUUUGGCAAUUAAUCGUGCAGAACAUCAAAAAGUGCUUUCUGUGAAGCUUGAUAUCAAAGAAGAUAGAAGACGGGCUGUAAUUAAUCAAUUAAUUCAAUUAAAUAUUCCAAAUAAGUGCUCAGAUAGCUAUCGUCAUUUUAUGAUUGAAGUUGUAAACGAUGCAUUUGCUAGAUUGAUUGAAAAAUCAUUUCUUCUUCGCAUCAGGAAAAAGUUGAACAAAUCAGCAGAAAAAGAAGCAUUGGAUGUGUUUGUUAAAAACCUUAAACAUCUUUAUCUUGCUGCACCAGUUAAAAAUAGAGUUAUACUCAGUAUUGAUCCUGGUUUUAAAAAUGGCUGUAAAAUUGCACUUCUUGAUAAAAAUGGUUUUGUUCUUGAAACUUGUGUUAUUUUUCCAUUCAAAAAUAAACUGGAUUCUUUUCAAAUACUAGCAGGUUUAAUAAAAAAAUACCAAGUUGAAAUUGUGGCUUUGGGCAAUGGGACAGCUUGUCGGGAAACAGAGCAAUUUAUUAGUCAGCUGAUUAAAGAAGAAAAAUUAGACAACUUGCGAUACUGUAUUGUUUGUGAAAGUGGUGCUUCAGUGUACAGUGUCACAGAAGAAGCUAAACUGGAGUUUGGAAACAUGGAUCCUAAUUUAAUAAGUGCUGUGUCAAUUGGUCGUCGACUGCAAGAUCCUUUGUUAGAACUUGUUAAAAUUGAUGCUAAACAUGCGGGUGUGGGAAUGUAUCAGCAUGAUUUGAACAGUGGGGUUCUUCAGAAAGCUGUGGAUGCAGUUAUUGAAGAUUGUGUCAGUUUCAUAGGCGUUGAUAUAAAUGCAUGUUCAGCUCAAAUAUUGAGAUGUGUAACCGGCAUUAAUAAAAAGCAUGCUGAUGCAAUUAUUGAGUAUAGAAACAAACAUGGUGGGUUUGUUAAUCGGGAAGAACUGAAAUCUGUCAAAGGGAUAGGUCCUGUUACAUUUCGUAAUUGUGCAGGAUUUAUCAGAGUAAACGUAGCAAAUAACAGUAAAAUGAAUACUACUACAACAGAAGAUGUUGAAACUAAUAGUUCUUUAAUUACACGUAAAAGAAAACUAAAGAAAGGUGAAUUUAGCAGUAAAAAAAGCAAAUACACUGUUGAACCUCUAGAUAAGACAUGGAUUCACCCAGAACAGUAUCCUUUGGCAUACAAAUUGCUCAGCCACUUAGGGGUUUCACCUUCACUUAUUGGGUCAAAAGAUAUGAAAAAUACUUUAGGCACACUCGUUAACACUGAUGAACAAUUCAAUCGGUUGCUUGAUUAUUUGAAAACAGAUAAAGAAGUUUUGAAAUUGAUAUUAGAUGGAUUAAGUCAACCUUUUGAUUUUGAUCCAAGAGAAGGUUUUGAAACGCCGUUAUUUAAAACUGGAUUAACAUCUAUGACGAUGUUAACGAUAGGCUGUAUGGUUUCAGGCGCUGUUAGGAACUGCACAUCAUUUGGAGUAUUUGUCGAUAUAGGAGUUGAAACUGAUGCUUUAAUUCCAAAUCGUUAUAUGUUGCCAAAUGUUUUAGUUGGUCCUGGUGAUCGAGUUGAAUGCAAAGUUUUAGGUAUCGAUACCGACAGAAAAAGAGUUUCUCUUACUUUGAUUAAAAAACUUUCUCUGGAAUUACGUUUGCAAUAAAAUAAAUGCUAUGAUUUUGA